This is a messenger RNA of Metarhizium album ARSEF 1941, 483 nucleotides long. Its product is annotated as F-box domain protein. NCBI's taxonomy places the organism in Eukaryota, Fungi, Ascomycota, Sordariomycetes, Hypocreales, Clavicipitaceae. The record is from RefSeq and is a predicted model, not a curated record. The transcript is spliced from 2 exons. Bases 1 to 483 code for a protein of 160 amino acids.
AUGGAGCGAGUGCUCUCCCUCACAGAGCUUUCGGAGAACAUGUUCCUCCAUCUCGCCAUGACGACACUGCUCGUCUCCGUGCAGCGAGUUAGCAAGGUCUGGAACAAUCUACCUGCCUUCCGUGCACAGCGCGUGAAUGAGGCCGAAAGCCCCUGCUCCAACUGGUCCGGGCCCGCGUCCGAGCUCACCAAGUUGGUCCUCGACCAUCUUCUCGUCAAGAAGUUCGGCAACUGCUUCUUUGACUUUGGUCGAGGGUUUGAGUACGGGAAGUCGUGUGAGUACGGGAAGUCGUGUGACAGCUUCUACGCAAUGCCAUGGACUCCAAAUCCUCGCAAAGUGAUUUGUUCAUUGAUUCCCGGCUGGACUUCACUGUAUUUCUAUGUGGAUCACCCCAAAGAGCUGGAGCUCGCUUCACAACUAGGGGAGCUAGCUGGAGACGAAUGCUGGUAUCGCAACCAGCGCCCCCAGGCAUCGGCUACUUAG